UGUUUUUCGUUAUCACCACUCACAUGAACUCUGCAUUAAAAACUGUCUCUCUCAAAUCAAAAGACACAACCCAACUUUUUCUCAAGUCGCUGUGAGGUUGAUCUUUGCUCCUCUUUUAUAUACUCACAUCUUCUCCUCCCUUCAACAUCUUUGCUUCUAAAGAAACUAUAUCAAACAUCAAGAACGUAGAUCAACAUGCUCGCCGUUCACCGUCCUUCCCCCGCUGUAUCCAACGGAGACUCCCUCCAGGUUCCCACGAUGAUCGCUUCAUUCCAAAAACGUUUCCCUUCUCUCUCACGCGACUCAACAGCAGCUCGUUUCCAUACCCACGAGGUUGGCCCUAACCAGUGCUGCUCCGCCGUAAUCCAAGAGAUCUCCGCCCCUAUCUCCACCGUAUGGUCCGUCGUACGCCGCUUCGACAACCCGCAGGCUUACAAACACUUCCUCAAAAGCUGUGACGUCAUAGGUGGAGACGAUGGAAACGUUGGCAGCCUCCGUCAAGUCCACGUCGUUUCCGGCCUUCCCGCUGGUAGCUCCACCGAGCGUUUAGACAUCCUCGACGACGAACGUCAUGUCAUUAGUUUCAGCGUAGUUGGUGGGGACCACCGGUUAUCGAACUACCGGUCCGUCACGACUCUUCACUCGUCUCCGAUCUCGGGGACCGUCGUUGUUGAGUCUUAUGUCGUUGAUGUGCCUCCGGGGAACACUAAGGAAGAGACUUGCGACUUUGUUGAUGUUAUUGUUCGGUGCAAUCUUCAGUCUCUUGCUAAAAUAGCCGAGAGUUCUGCGGUGGAAGGGAAGAAGAAGACGUCCAUGUAAUGAGUGUUUUGUUGUCUGAAUAUGUAGUUUCAUUUGUGAGUCAUCGUCCUUUUGUAGUUUUUAAGCCGUCGUGUGAUCUGUUUUUCCGGCUUAUUGUGUGAAAAAGGCGAAUACAUUAGUAAAUUAAUCUCUCAUGCAUCA
This is a messenger RNA of Raphanus sativus (radish), 960 nucleotides long. RefSeq names its product abscisic acid receptor PYL4. The record is from RefSeq and is a predicted model, not a curated record. The coding region runs from base 196 to 819 and encodes 207 amino acids. Lineage: Eukaryota; Viridiplantae; Streptophyta; Magnoliopsida; Brassicales; Brassicaceae. Gene Ontology annotation, biological process: abscisic acid-activated signaling pathway. The transcript has a single exon. Gene Ontology annotation, cellular component: cytoplasm; nucleus. Gene Ontology annotation, molecular function: protein phosphatase inhibitor activity; abscisic acid binding; signaling receptor activity.